AUGACCAUUCGCCCUGAGUCAAAGCCGUGGGUUGUCCAAAAAUACGGCGGCACAAGCCUUGGGAAAUUGCUGGACGAGGUGUGUGGGACAAUCAUUCCAUCAUAUCUUGAGAAGUACAAUGUUGCCGUCAUCUGCUCUGCAUUAUCCGGGACCACCAAGUCCAGCGGCACGACAAGUUUGCUGCUCGACUGUCUUCAAUGUGCAGAGGUCGUCGGUAUGGAAUCAAUUGGUUGUAUAGAGGCGGCGAUUGAUAGCAUCCGUGAUGCCCAUCUGGAUAAAUUGCAUUCAUUUCAAGCCUAUUCCAGCAACACCAGCGACUUCCCGCUCAAUGAGACUGUUGUGAGUGUGGUCAACGACUGCGAAGAAAUUCGCAAAUUCCUUCUUGCAGCCCAGGUUGUGGGAGAUCUGUCCCCACGCACCAAAGAUCGGGUGCUCUCAUUAGGAGAGAGAUUGGCGUGUAAGGUCGUGGCCGCUGCAUUGACCAUCAAGGAGGGCAUUCCUGCUCGAGUCAUCAAUCUGGACAACAUUGUUGCAGAAGUGUUCGGCAGAUCUCUGCCAGACCAGGAAGCUGAAUUCGAACGCCUUGGAACCGGAUUCUACCAUCAACUCGCGGUGAAGAUUGGGUCAAUAGUAUCCGAAUCUACAGAUGCGGUGCCUAUAAUCACUGGUUUUUUCGGCCUCAUGCCUAACUCGCUCCUCCGGUGUGUUGGUCGAGGGUAUUCCGACCUCUGUGGCGCAAUGUGUGCGGCGGGCCUGACUGCCAUAGAAUACCAGAUUUGGAAAGAAGUUGAUGGAAUCUUUACCGCGGAUCCCAGAAAAGUGCCAUCAGCGCGGGUGCUGGCUACCGUUACCGCAGAGGAAGCUGCAGAACUGACAUUUUUUGGCAGCGAGGUUAUCCACCCCUUUACCAUGGAGCAACUAUACAAGUCGGGGAUUGUCUUGCGACUGAAAAACGUACUCAGUCCCAGCGGGUCCGGGACCGUGAUCUACCCAUCCGCUCCCGAGACAGACCGCCAGGUGAAUGGAACAGUGCAGGAGCGCCCGACAGGCGUCAUUUUUAUGCUUUCCAACGGAUACCAUGGGCAGUCUCAAAGCAGACGACGCCCAACCGCUAUUACCAGCAAAGAAGGCCUCACUCUCAUCAAUGUCGCAUGUAACCGGACCACCAAGUCACAAAGUUUCUUGGCUUCUGUCUUUUCGCAGCUUGAGCGGAAUGGCCUAGUUCCGGAUUUAGUCACCACGAGUGAGCGAAACGUCAGUCUUGCAAUCCAAGCAUCAAACGACUUCGUCAUCGGCAAUAAACUCGUCCUGGAUUUGCAGAAAUUUGGAUCCGUCAGUUUUGUCCUUUUUCUACUCUUUACAGCAGAUCUAUUAUAG
This is a messenger RNA of Penicillium canariense, 1377 nucleotides long. Its product is annotated as aspartate kinase. The transcript is spliced from 5 exons. Lineage: Eukaryota; Fungi; Ascomycota; Eurotiomycetes; Eurotiales; Aspergillaceae. The record is from RefSeq and is a predicted model, not a curated record. Bases 1 to 1377 code for a protein of 458 amino acids. Gene Ontology annotation, molecular function: aspartate kinase activity.